Leptosia nina is the source of this 2349-nucleotide messenger RNA. NCBI's taxonomy places the organism in Eukaryota, Metazoa, Arthropoda, Insecta, Lepidoptera, Pieridae. The record is from the annotation of a GenBank genome assembly.
AUGUCUGUUGCAGACGUCAUUGUUCCUCAAGAUGAAACUGGGAUGCCAUUUAUUUCUGGAGCCCGGGGCCAAAAAACUCCGUAUCCUAUUCUACGGCCGAUUUGUUUACCUGGAGACGAGUCGGCAGUCGUGGAACGAUAUCGCGACACGUACGGGCGGUAUUGUCCAAAGCUGUAUCAGCGCUCAAAGGAUGCCGACAAAGCGCGGCCGCUACGGACGGCAUUAGCGAACCACCCCCGCGUAGGGUUGGCUGCUACAAAGCUUUGUGAUGUGCGUUUUUCACCAGCGGAGCUGAAGGGUUAUGAUUCCGUACUAGACAUGCUACGAUCGCAACGCAGCGAUCCAUACACGAAUAUUUCAUAUGUGGUUUCUCGCCAUGCAGCGUGCGGGUGGGAGCAGGGCCUGUGCGCCAUGAGCCACACUCCUGGAGGCGGCCACCCGCAAGGUUGGGAACACAAGCUUGCAGACCGGUCGUCGCUGCCACCAGCACCAGGGGAGGAGAAAACAAAAUCUCAAUCCAAACAUGUGUUCACACAGCCUCAUCUCUCUAAGGCGGGCGCUAUGUGGUGGCGCGAAGAGACGGAAGGUUCUUCCGGCAGCAGUGCGCGAUCACCAGCCUCGCCGCCCUACGUGCGUUGGGCCAGAGCCCUGCACUUCCUUCUUGAGGACGCGGAAGGGGUCCGUCUUUUCCGCAAAUUCGUGUGUGGCGCUGGUGGGCUCCACGUGGACCGCCUCAACUUCUACUUCGCGGUGCAUGGUUUGCGCCAGGAGACUGAACCGUCCAAGAUACGCCAGGUCGUUUCCGCUAUAUAUAAAUUCCUGCGCAAAUCCCAGCUAACGAUGCCUGAAGCACUGAAGACGCAAGUGAAGCAGGCUCUCAAAGAUGGCGUCACCAUCGAAAAAACCAUCUUUGACGAAAUGGAACAAGAGGUGACGCGCGCCAUAACCGAAACGACGUACCAAGCAUUCUUGCGCUCUGAGGCAUACGUGUCGUAUGUCAGUGCUGCCACCCAACCGCUGUCAUCGCCAGAUGCGUCGCCGCCCCACCAUAAGGAGAUGUCGGUAUGCGGUCUGGCAACACUGCACGAGGGCCAAGAACUGUCCGGAGCGAGCGGAAAUACGAGCUCAAGCACUAGUGCACGUCUCACGCAUGACGCGCUGCUAGCAACACAGGCGCGUCGACUCCACUCAGACGUCGCACCUCAUCGUCAUAAGCGGUCAGUGUAUAGCGCUCACGUGUCGUACGCGGGAUACACGCCAACAUCGCGCCAGGAUUCGGAACGAGCCAGUCUUAGCAGCGGUCGCACUGAUAGUGAUGCUGUCUCCCUCUCCGGUAGUAGCGUAGAUGGCAUGUCUGUGCGAGGUGUCCGGGACAACAGAGAGUCCCGUCAUCGGCAGCGACUCUAUGGAUUGGACCGGCAAGCUGUUAUCAACAAGGAGCUAGAUACAGCAUUGAUGAUCCCCCGAACGCAGCGAGUGCAGUCCGAGCAGCUGCGCGUUCUGCCGCCUGAUGAAUUCGCUCCGCUGCUCAUUGAGAAACUGGAGAGAGUUCGCCGGGAACGAGAGAACAAAGAGAGACUGGAAAGAAGACUCGCAGAAGGUGACGGUGAAGAAACAUCCUCACAAGUACUACCGCCGCAGCUGGUGGCAGCCGCUAUACGGGAAAAGUUGCAGCCGGACGACGAUAACGAUCAAGAUAUUUUAGAUCAACAUGUUUCCCGCGUGUGGUCGGAACGUACCCCGGGGGCGUCGCCACCGGGCGGUCGGCGCACGCGCAGACAGCCACGCCGAGCUCCAUCUUGCCUCUCCGCAGACUCUGGGCACUACGAUGAGCCCCCACAUUUAGCCACACGCAGAUCCUUCUCGAAGAAGACCGUGACAGAGUUGACCGACAGCGGCGUCUCCGUGGUGAGCGAAGGCUGCGCGAGUGGGCUCAGCGCCGCGAGCGAGCCUCGCAUUCUUCUAUGGAUAGCGGAAGGGGAACGGGUCGAGAAACGCGCUUCGUCGGCCGAAAGGCACAGGCGCACGGCGCGUGGUGGUGGAAGUAAAUCCAGCAGCACGAGCGGCGGUGCCAGCGGCGCAGGCGAGCAACCCCUACAACCGCAGACUGUGGUGGUCGCCCAUUUCCUAGACGAGAGUGUGCCUUACCGUUUCAAGGUGCCCGCUAGUCCAUUGACUUUGAAGACCUUCAAGGAGUACCUGCCUAGAAAAGGGAACUACAGGUAUUUCUUUAAGACGGAGUGCGCUGAUUUAGACAACACCGUCAUUCAGGAGGAGGUGAGCAGCGACAACGAUACAUUGCCCAUGUUCGAGGGAAAAGUCAUGGCGCGAGUCAAAGCGAUCGAGUGA